CCCGCCAUGACGAUUGAUCCAUGAUGUAUUCCCUCCGUGCGGUCCGAAAGUCCCGGAGUAUAUUUGCGUCAUGUCGAUCACACAGCAACCGAGCUUGAGCAAUAAUGCGGGGAGCUCCAUGGCUUUUGUGAGAGGGAUCGUGGGAGGGAUAUAUCCAGCACGACCACCGGCACAUGGUGACAAUGGUCCUAUAUCUGCUGGGGAGCAGCAGCGGAGAAGUUCAUCACCCAUCCCACCACGUAUUGGUGAUCUAAUAGGGGGUGCUCGGUUUCCUUUCUCUCGGAGAUGUGAGAUUCCGGAUCUUCUUCCGAGAUGUGACUUUCCUGAUCAUGUUUUUGGCCGGACUCCGGGUUGGGUCUUGCUUUCUUCUUAGGCUUACGGUUUGAUCGGCUGCUGGAUAGCAAUUCAUUCAGCUAUCGCACAUGCUCAGCGAUGCCAGCCUCAACAGCCUUUGCCUCCGGCCAACGAAGUUCUAACUGAGUUAGGGCUUCUGAGACGGUUUGCACUUCCGUGGCGACCGCGGGGGUGACACUAUGCGUCGAAGAAGGGCCUGGCUUCGGGACUUUGGCGUAGCGAGAGACCUUAUCGCUCGCCGACCCACGCUCAUCCUCGUGGUCGCUUUCUGUCUCCGAUCGUGAUCUUUUGGUUGGUGGUGGUGGUAUGAAUGGGUUCUCGAGACCCGCGUCUGCAUCUGAACCUAGUUCAGCCGUGAUCUUGUUGAUUUGUGCUGUCAAGUCUGCAUGCAUACUCUUCAGCAACUCAAUGUACGGGUCAACGUCUGCCAAAUUUAUCCUGCGAUGCCCAACAACGGGUCCACCAGGGUCUCAAUGACUGGCCUGUUCACUCCUCGUGCGGCCGUCAUCUUGUUGACUUCUCACUUGUGCGGUCAACUCUAGAUGUAUACUCUGGUGGCGCGGCUACGGCGGCGGCAGUGUCGGCGGCUAGGUUUCGGCAGUGACGUUUUCUUCUCUGACAUGCUAGCACCGUUGAAAAAGUCUCCGAUAAACAUGUUCAAUGGGCCUGAGUCUGUGGAGGAAUGCAUUGGCCUCAACUUCUUGUUCGGUGAAAGACCACUAUAGCCAUGUCAGUCGAAAUGAUUUGCACAUUCCAGUGCGAGCCGAGAAUACCGUCUUGAUUUUGGGUACAGCCGUACUUGAAGACAUAGGCGAAGUUCUCGGCGUUCCACUUCUCAGAGAAAUACUCGAACAGUUCAUCAUCUGCUUCAAUCAAUGACGGAAUGUGGUUGACCGGGUUCUUCUGAUGCGGUAGUCAAGCCGAGAUCCGAUGACCAGUGAAAGCGUCAGAAGAAUCAGCCGCCUUCAACGGCGCCGGUGGACCAUACUCCGACAUCCAUUGCUCUUUCUGUCAGGGAAUAUGGUUUGCUGUAUGAUACGUACGCUAGGGGAUAGAGCUUCGUGCUCUUCAUAUACUUCGCGUUUUCGUG
Molecule: messenger RNA, 1444 nt
Organism: Exophiala xenobiotica
Lineage: Eukaryota; Fungi; Ascomycota; Eurotiomycetes; Chaetothyriales; Herpotrichiellaceae
Exons: 2
Coding region: 71-373 (100 amino acids)
Source: RefSeq, a predicted model, not a curated record